CCAUCAGGAAGGCCCCGCCUCAGAGCACCCCAAACCGGACACCAUGAAGAUCCCAAUUCUUCCUGUCGCCCUCGUGGCUCUCAUCUCUCUUCUGGCAUUGCAAGCUGCCCAGGGAGCAGCCCUGGGGCAUCCUAAGGAAGAUACCACCUACAGUAAUUACCCUGCUGAAACAGAGGGCCUUAACAAUGAGUUCCUGAACUUUAACAAGCUAGGAUCUGCCUUUAAGUCAGAAGACUUCCUCAACUGGCACGUCAUCUCCGAUAUGUUCAAAAAGGCUUUUCCUUUCAUUAACUGGGAAUUCUUCCCUAAGGUGAAAGGACUGAGAAGCGCAGUUCCUGAUUCCCAGUGACCGUUCUCUUUAAGACCUAGGACCUAGGAUGGCUCCACUAGAAGAGGAGGCAAGCGUGGAAUCCGAAGACCAUCCUACGACAAAUCUCCCCUGGCUCGGUUCCUCCAAUAAAGUGUUUUCCACUCAAGUGGCUCCU
Molecule: messenger RNA, 485 nt
Organism: Mastomys coucha (southern multimammate mouse)
Lineage: Eukaryota; Metazoa; Chordata; Mammalia; Rodentia; Muridae
Gene: Krtdap
Product: keratinocyte differentiation associated protein
Exons: 6
Coding region: 44-349 (101 amino acids)
Cellular component (GO): extracellular region
Source: RefSeq, a predicted model, not a curated record